Messenger RNA from Sinocyclocheilus grahami, 1453 nucleotides. RefSeq names its product protein FAM189A1-like. Gene Ontology annotation, cellular component: membrane. The transcript has 6 exons. Lineage: Eukaryota; Metazoa; Chordata; Actinopteri; Cypriniformes; Cyprinidae. The record is from RefSeq and is a predicted model, not a curated record. The coding region runs from base 409 to 1386 and encodes 325 amino acids.
AGCAAGUCCGCAUUAAAGACAACGCUAUACGAAUGUUUCGUCAUGGUAAGCGUUCACCACAAAAGAGGACAUUAUAAUUUCACCGUCUUGAUAGUGUCUUUCUUCACGCUUGCGGAACAGAGAGGGAGACCCACUGCGCGGGUGUGUGUGGCCUCCUCUUCCCACGCACCCCUCCCCCGCCUGUCCGCUCGCUCUGCCCAAAAUGUGAAACCAAAUCCGAGCAGCAGGUCACAGAGCCUAGUUAUUUUAAAACCAACACUGAACUACCUUGACAGGACCAUGGAAGUAACGCGGAACGGGCAGUUUAAAGAAAUAAUCGUCGCCGUGAGAGAGACAGAGUAACAUGAGGGAGCGCCGCUGUGCUCGUUUAAUGUGUUUUGUUGUUGUUUGGCUGCUCGUGGGUCUCCAAUGUCUCUGCCCGUAGUUCUGCCUGGAUCUUGCUGUCGUUUAUCGGGGGCUGCUCUGGCCCAUCAGUUCGCAGACGCAUCUUACAGAAGCCGCAGACGCUGUGUGUCCGCUCUUCCGUCCCGUAUGUCUGGAUCGCAGACGCGGCUCAUCCCGGCGCUGCUGCCCGCUCGCCCGCUGCUCUCCCUCGGCUUGCUGCAGCUGGUUCUCGGCUGCUCCAUGGUGGCGCUCUCUUUCGGGGCUCUGUCCCUUAGCAACUCGCCCCCUAUUAGAAACUCCUGUCCGUUUUGGGCCGGAUCUUCUGUCAUCCUCUCUGGGAUUAUAGGACUAACCACAUGGAAACGGCCAAUGCUUCUGCUGGUAAAUCUGUUUGUAUUGCUGUCAGUGGUCUGUAUCCUGCUAAACCUGGCAGGCUUCAUCCUCUGCUGUCAGGGGGCUCAGCUGGUCUCCAGUACCAUUAACUGCCAGCUGAAUGAGAAAGGUGAUCUCUGUCACUGUUGUUCAGAGAUUCCAAGCACGCAGUGCCAAGGGGACAAGUUGAUCGAGAUCUACGCAGGUCAUGCAUGUGGCACAAUGAGAAUUCUGCUCAAGGUGUGUUCAUUUUUUUGUGUGUGGGAAAGCAUGAUAUGCUCUCGUUUCAUUGGAUGUUCUGAUCAAACACUAAUGGGUUUGUCUAGAAGCAGCUGUUUACUGUCAUUAUAUCUUCUCGUGGGUUGUUUACAAUGUAAAUGUGUGUGUUUUGGCAGGAUGUUUGGUGAUGGUAUGAUUCCUCUUCCUCAUAUAUAUGGUGCCAGAAUUAAAGGAGUGGAGGUUUUCUGUCCUCUAGACCCUCCUCCACCUUAUGAAGCUGUUGCAUCAAACCCAGCAGCACAGGCCCAGAAUACUGAGGUGCAAAUGACCGAUCUGACUGAGGUCCUGACAGAGAGUGCAGAGGCAGAGACACCCAGUGAUGGUAUGAACCACUUGUAUUCUAAUGUAUAGGCCUGUGGAGAGGAGCAGUAUUGAUAAACAUUGACAUUUCACACUUACAAUUGUUUUUGCACAUUAA